AAUCAAACACACACACAUGAAGAUAUAAAACAAACUUUAGAUACAUAUGUGCGUGUGUGGUAUAGAGUUGAACUCGCACAAUGAAUUGUAACCACUGGUAAAUUAAGGUAUGAGGAGCUUGCUUAACAUGCUUCAUAUAGAGUACAGUGCUUUGUUUAGAGGGACGGACAGUACUUCCGGCUGGAAAUGUUGAUGACGUGAAUGUCAGAAUGAUGGGACUUACCCUGUCAUACUAAGAAGAAAAGGAACUUGGAUGACUUAUCAUGUCAAAAUCGGGAUUCUUUGGACUUGAGUCAAGAGAAGUUGUGAGGGUUAAAGUGAAGAAAUAUGAAAGUUUUCUGCAGCCAGAGUCAAAGAAAUUUUCAUUGGACCCACAAAUUACAUCAUUUGAAAUGCUUCAACACAUAAUAGCAAGUGCUUUCAAUAUAAGAGGAGAUUUUACUAUGAGUUACCUUGUUAGAGAUGACUAUGGACAGGAAAUCUACCUGAGUAUGCUGUCUGAUUGGGAUAUGGAUGCAGCCAUUCAAAGUGCUUCAGAUCCAUUUUUGCAGCUCAAAGUGGAUGCCAGACCAUUUGAAGAGGGAUUGGAUGACUGGGACAUUAUUGCUCCAGUAGAUGUGCCACAAUACAAAAUGUCCAGCUUCCUGGAACGUAAUAUUUUAGGCUCUUUGACUGGAACACUUUCAAGUGGAAUGGGAAAAACUCUUACACAUAUGCAAAGAGCAAUGGGUAAGAUUUAUUUUAAAAAUUUUAAAAGUAAUUGAAAUUUAGAUUGCUUUUCUAUUGUUAAUGUUCAAAAAAGGAUAUAUACAUGUAGGUAACAGGAAAAUAUAGAAAAUGAGUUUUUAAAACAGCUACAUUAUAUUAGAUUUUGACAGUUUUUAAAAAUAUACAAAUAAUUUUAAUUUAAAUGAACCUCAUUUUUCCAAAUCACAAGUCAUUCAAAACCUGUACUAAUGUAAAAGACACAGAAAGGAUCAAAUUUCCUAGACUAUAUAUACCAGUAUGGUACAAGUGACAACCCAUAUAACAUUGCUGUUUACAGUGUAUGUGCAGAUACCUGCCUCUAGUGCUAUAAAACUGAGAUGAGCUCAAUUUGAUCCCAGUCUCACUUUUUCGAAAGGGAUUAAUAGUGGAAAAGUGAGACUGAGAUCAAAAGUUAGCUCAUGUCAGUUUUAUGGCCAUAAUGAGCUACUCUCCCUUGUGUCAUUUUAAUUUACCACACCGUUGGGUAUCUGGCCUGCAUGUAUGAUAACAAACAGUAUUAUCCGUGGUAAGUACUACGUAUCAUUCCUGCUUCAUAAUAUUGUGAAUGCUUCAAACAGGAGACACCAAAUCAUGUCAGUGGAUACAUGUUGGAACAGAUUGAAAUUUGUGUCUUUUAAAUUAUUGUAUGCACUAGACAGGGACUAAAUUUUCAGCAAGAUCAUUCAUUGUGAAAAUUGUAGUUUAAUUAAAGAAAAAAAAAGCAAAAUAAAGUGAUG
Messenger RNA from Saccostrea cuccullata (small rock oyster), 1484 nucleotides. RefSeq names its product TBC1 domain family member 25-like. NCBI's taxonomy places the organism in Eukaryota, Metazoa, Mollusca, Bivalvia, Ostreida, Ostreidae. The record is from RefSeq and is a predicted model, not a curated record. The transcript is spliced from 4 exons. The coding region runs from base 264 to 764 and encodes 166 amino acids.